AUGUUAAGAUUAAAAAAUGCUUUUUUAACCAGAUAUAAAAUAAACAAAUUUAGUUCUUUUCAUCCAUUUGUACUAUUUCCAAUUAUUUCAAAUCAAUAUUUUUAUACUACCGUUUCUUCCAGCAGUGACAUCAACCUUACUUCUCUAAUUGAACAAAAAACCCAACACUUUUUAAAUUUAUUUCAGUCUAUUAAAAACAGCGAUUAUACCAUUAUAAAAACAAAUAUUUUACCAGAACUGGUAAAAACAUUUCCUGAUGAUACUGCCACUACUAAUAAUCAGCUUAUCUCACAAAUCCAACAAAAUAUCGAACAUUCAGUCAAAUUUAAUGAAUUUAUUAAACUACAAGUACUAUACAAUAUUCAUGACAUUUCCUUAAUAAAUAAAUUUUUCAAUACGAUAUUCAAUUACAAAGAAUUAUUCAAGAAAAGCAACAGUAGUGAUGGUACUACGCAAAGGAAAAUCUUACAAUGGCUCGUUGAUGAUACAAUAUUGAAGUUUAAUGACUAUUUGUUUGCUUUUAAAGUCGUUAAAAUUGCUUUCAAGAUUGAUUCGGAUUUAAUUGAUCCGGUAUAUUUAACUCAAAAGUUAAUACCUCAAUUUUUAAGCCUCAAAUUACCCUCCUACCAAGUUGCCAUAAUUAAUUUCAUAAUAAAUUAUUCCAAAAAAUAUCCUCAAUUAUCUCUACUUAAUGAUGAUGCUUGCCACAGAAUUUUUUCUAUUCUUUUCACCUUAAAAAGUGGAAGCAACGUUAAUCCAGUCUACAUUAAAAGGGUUGCCAAUCAUAUUUUACCAGUAUUUAAGGACAAAUCAACUACAAAAUAUUUAAAUUAUAUCUAUACUCUAAUCAAAAUAGAUUGUGGAACUAAAAAUAUUAACGGCGUUAUUCAAAAUUGGAGCAAAAUUGAAAACUUUUAUUCUGAUAAAAACUUAAAUAAGCAUGAUCCCGUAGUCAUCAGUAAAGUUUUAAAAAUACUUAUAAAUAAUAGAUUAAAAGACCCCACUGGCGUCAUAGAUGAACAUAUUCAUCGUAUUAUUCGCAAAUUACCUACAAAUUAUUCAAUCAGCUCACUACUAAUAUUAAAGCAGCUUUUAAAAUUUGCCUCUCAAUCAAAUAACUUGGACUUAGCUGCUCCAAUUAUAGAUGGUUUGAAACAAACAACUGAUAAUACUUUGAUUAAAAAAUUUUACAGCAGUUUGUUGAUGUUACACAUCAGUUUUAAUGAUGCAGCAGCUGUCGAUGAAUUAUUAAAGAAAAUUGUUAAUACUAGAGGCCGAUUAUCUCCAAGUGAUCUGGGCGUUUUAGUCCAUCACUUGUUGUAUUCUACUGACAACAAUAUGAGAUCAGAAAAUGAAAUAACGAAUACUGUAUCAACGAAGAAUAUUAAUAGUAAAGUGGUUAAGAUCAAAGAAGCUAUCUACAUGUUUGAAAAAAUCACCAAGAACCUUGAACUUUAUGAAAAACAUGAAUAUUUCCCUACAGUUUUUCCAUUACUUAUUAAAGCUUGUUUAAACGUUAUAUAUGAACAGCAAAAACACGUCUCACUUGACGAUAAUGGUGAUAGAAUUUGGGCCUUUAAUACUGUCAAUCAACUAUUGGAUCUUUGUGCUAAAUGGCAAAAUUUAAAUGGUUUAAUUAACGAAAAUUUUUAUAGUAAAAUAUCAACCAUAUAUUUUGACUACAUAAUUAAAACAAAAGGAAAAUCGAUUAGAUAUAACGCUACCAAACAUACGCUCAAUGACAAAAAUGAUUCUUUUUUACAACUACUUAGAUGGAACUAUGUUUUAUCUCAAUCUAAGUUGAAUCCAAAAAAAGAAAUUAUACUCAAUGAAUAUGCAUUAGAAGAUACAAUAACCAAAAAUCCAUUUGGCACAGAUCAUUCGCUGUUAGAGAAUGUUUUGUUAAUUAAUAAUAAAAACCGAGUCCCUAUUUUACGUUUAAUACAAAACGCUGCUAUAGAACAUGAAAGUAGAACUUUAGAAAGGUGGACUAUUAGGGAAUUGACCAACUUUGCAUUGUUACCCGAGGAGAUUUAA
Messenger RNA from Saccharomycodes ludwigii, 2037 nucleotides. It is a transcript of the gene CBP1, whose product is annotated as Cbp1p. Bases 1 to 2037 code for a protein of 678 amino acids. Lineage: Eukaryota; Fungi; Ascomycota; Saccharomycetes; Saccharomycodales; Saccharomycodaceae. The record is from RefSeq and is a predicted model, not a curated record. The transcript has a single exon.